UUGGCAGCCCUUGCAGAAACCCGUUUGUAUGCGAUUGGUCGCUGGCUUGGUUAGGGCGAUGACGUAAGCUCCAAGUAAAAUUGCCGCACUCUGUAUAUGUCCGUGCGCGCCCUUUGGUUGGUCACGUUGCGUGCGCGCUCCGGAAUGUUGUGAAUUGAAGUUAGUCGUUGUCUGCCUCGGGGCCGCGCCCGGGGCCUUAAAGGGACAGGGACCAGCACUUUUGAAAACGCUGCACGUUCACGAGACUCGGGCGUGCUCCCCCAGUAUUCGGGGGAGUUGAGUGCCUUCUACACAUCCCUCUGCUGAUGCCGAAAUAGAAGACUAGCAGCCAGAGGCCCGAGCCUGCCAGAGUGCCGACGACAGGUGUGAAGAUACGGCGUGUUGUGGAAGCCCCUCUCACCACUCCGCCUUCCCGACGUCACAAAUGCGACCAUGGGAGCUGGCAGUGAAUAGGUGGCCUCCCUCAGCCCCCAUUAACCAGCGGAGGUUCUUGGGGCCCUGCAGCACCACUGCACAACUCAGACGAAGUCCUCCGAUUAGGCGCCAGUGGGGACGGAGGGAUAGACCUCAGCAGAGUGUCUUUGUACAGGAUGAUAGUUUUGUGAGGCCUGCCUUUUUUCCUGUAGAUGAUCGUAGAGUUUUUGCCCUCACCAGCGCUCCACCACGAAUGCUCCAUCCUGCUACACACUCCACUCAACAGACGCCAUUCAUGGUCGACCUCCAUGAGCAGGUGCACCAGGGACCUGUCCCUUUAUCAUACACUGUUACAACCGUAACAACACAAGGCUUCCCUUUGCACACUGGCCAGCACAUCCCAGGUUGCAGCACUCAGCAGCUGCCAGCAUGUUCUGUCAUGUUCAGUGGGCAGCACUACCCACUCUGCUGCCUGCCCCCUCCGCUGAUUCCAGGGUGCACAAUGCAGCAGCUUCCUGUCUCAUACCAGCCAUUUCCCCCCCUGCUGUCCGGAGAACAUUACAUCUUACACCCGCACCCACCAAUGCCUCCACAACAGCCUCCCCAUCUGGCUUCACUUGCCCCCUUUGUUACAGUGCAGCCCCAGAGAAUGCCUCUGCAGAGGAUAGAGAAUGAGUUGGAUGUUCGGGGGGACCAGCAUCACAUGGGCAAUUUCCCAUUCCAUCACUCACACCCUGUGCCUGCACUGCCCCAUUCAAUGCCCAUGCAUUACCUCUCCCAUGAUGCACUGCACCAGGAUAUUUCCUUUCCAGUGCCAUAUGCUCAUCUGAUGCCACGGCGAUUGAAUGCCCAACGGUAUCGCCUACAGCAACCACUGCCACCUCCACCUCUGCCUCCUUCGUAUUACCCAAGUUUUCUACCCUACUUUCUUUCCAUGCUUCCUGUGUCUCCCACCUCUGUUGGUCCAGCCAUAAGCCUAGAUUUGGAUGUGGAUGAUGUAGAGAUGGAGAAUUAUGAGGCAUUGUUGAAUCUAGCAGAACGUCUGGGGGAAGCUAAACCACGGGGACUAACCAAAGCCAACAUUGAGCAGCUUCCUUCUUACCGCUUCAACCCUGAGAGCCACCAGUCUGAGCAGACACUAUGUGUGGUUUGCUUUAGUGACUUUGAAAGCCGACAGCUCCUCAGAGUGUUGCCGUGUAAUCACGAGUUCCAUGCGAAGUGUGUUGAUAAAUGGCUAAAGUCAAACCGCACAUGUCCAAUCUGCCGGGCUGAUGCCUCUGAGGCUCAUAGAGAUGGAGAAUGAGGCGCAAAUAAUGUCCCCUCACCUCCUCCUGGUGCACAAACCCCGAGGGAUCAACACACAAUAAACCAGCCUCCUUGUCUGACUCGGAUGCUUCAGCUUCUCUCUCCACCUUCGUCUGUCCUUCCAGCUUGGACACAGCAGCUUUGGAUGUGGAGGUGGUGUCGAGUCACACAUUCCACGUUCUCCAUGCUAAUACCUCUACACCUCAAUACUUCCAACCAGUACCCAUAAAUUCUCAUAUUUGUGGGCUAAGGAAGUAAUUUGAGUUGUGUUGGAGUUAACAUUGGUUGCAAAUGGGUGAGAUUAUUUCUCUCCCUUCCUUUUUGAGGGUAGCUUAUGCGUAAAAUAAAAAGACUGGGCCGUUAUGGCCAGUGCUAGCCCCCAAAGGGUAUUUUGAGGCAUUACCAGGGACACCCUGUUUAUAUAUUUUUGCUGCCAAUCCCUUUGGUUGAGGGAAAGGCCACAGCUGCUUUUUUAAUGUUUGCACUGAAGCCCUAGUAGGGCUUUUUCUUAUUAUUUCCUUGUUUUUAUAAUGGCCUGUAUUAGGUUAUUUUAUAAGCUUUAG
Spea bombifrons (plains spadefoot toad) is the source of this 2282-nucleotide messenger RNA. It is a transcript of the gene RNF44, whose product is annotated as ring finger protein 44. The transcript has 11 exons. The record is from RefSeq and is a predicted model, not a curated record. Lineage: Eukaryota; Metazoa; Chordata; Amphibia; Anura; Pelobatidae. The coding region runs from base 425 to 1717 and encodes 430 amino acids.